AUGAAUGCACAGAAUACAUCAUCGAAUCACACAGCAACAGAAUACAGUCAAUCUACGUAUGGUGCACCUUCAUCAACAAGAGAAUCGGAAAGUCGAAUUGACAAAGCUUAUCUCACAUCAAUUCGUGCUAUUCUCAAAUUUGCUUGUCUAUUAGUGUGUUUGAUUGCAUUUAUCUGUUUGGUAGCAACAGCACAGUGCAAUGGUACACAUGUAUUUCUUGCUACUGUAACAUGGCUUGUAAUUAUCAUGCAAGUGAUGAUUAUCAUUAUAUUUAUCCUUCGAUUACAAGUCAAAUUUCCUGGCGUUGAUUUUGAAUUUCUUGAUUUCUUUGCAACGUCUCAUGAUGCACUUUAUCUAUUGAUUUCGUCAAGUAUCACCAUUAACUAUUGUCGUGUUCCGGGUCAGGUGGCUGGCGGUGUGAUGGGACUUAUAGCAUUUCUAUUGUUGACUGGUGAUGCUAUUACCAUCUUCUUGGCACGACGUCAGGAAACAGUAGAGAAUACCAAUAGUAAUACAGGUCGAUGA
Messenger RNA from Adineta ricciae, 525 nucleotides. NCBI's taxonomy places the organism in Eukaryota, Metazoa, Rotifera, Eurotatoria, Adinetida, Adinetidae. The record is from the annotation of a GenBank genome assembly.